Messenger RNA from Culicoides brevitarsis, 1780 nucleotides. Its product is annotated as NADPH-dependent diflavin oxidoreductase 1. The transcript is spliced from 5 exons. Bases 55 to 1776 code for a protein of 573 amino acids. Gene Ontology annotation, molecular function: flavin adenine dinucleotide binding; FMN binding; NADPH-hemoprotein reductase activity. The record is from RefSeq and is a predicted model, not a curated record. Gene Ontology annotation, cellular component: cytosol. NCBI's taxonomy places the organism in Eukaryota, Metazoa, Arthropoda, Insecta, Diptera, Ceratopogonidae.
UCUUCAGUUUGUUAUUGUUUUGAAGCUGAUCAUCACCUGAAACUCUUGCGUAAAAUGGAAGAAAGAAAGUUCACAGUGUUAUAUGGCAGCGAGACAGGCACCGCCCAGGACUUGUCAGAGCACAUCUGGAGAGAGUCCAAAAAAUACGGCUUCAAAGGCAAAGUUCUUCCAAUGGACGAUUACAAUCCACUCGAUCUGAUUACCGAACAAUGCGUUCUUUUUGUCUGUGCCACUGCUGGGCAAGGCGAAGAGCCCGAAAACAUGAAAAAGUUUUGGAAAUUUCUCCUCAGAAGAAGUUUGGCUGCCGAUUCGUUGUCGCACGUUCAUGUUGCGGUUCUUUGUUUGGGCGACUCGAGUUUCCCCAAGUUCAAUUGGGUCGGCAAACGACUCAGCAAGAGACUUUUGCAACUUGGCGCUCGUGAAAUUAUCCCAAUUGGACUUUGUGAUGACCAACAUGACAUGGGAAUUGCUGCUGUUUACGUUCCCUUCGUGCGAGACAUGUUCCAAAAGAUGCUUUUGCUGUACCCGAUGCCUGCGGGACAAACUGCGGAAACAAAACCGAGACAAUUCAAGUGGAAUGUGCGAGUGAUGGAGAACGUUUCUGCUGAAACGGACAAAAUUUGGGAACAUUUACCGAUGAUACGGAGUUGUAAAGUCUUGGAAAACACGAGAACGACGCAUGAAAGUCAUUUUCAGGACGUGCGAUUUAUUCGAUUGGAGAAACAAGACUUGAAUUGGUUGCCGGGAGAUGUGGCUUGUAUUCGUCCUCAGAACUCAAAAGAAAGUUUAAAGAAGCUUUUUGAUUUGUUUGAUGAGAAUAACUUGGGAUUGCGGCGUGAUACGGUGAUUUCUGUUACAGAAGUCGAUUCAGAGCUUCCCGUGCCGAGCUACUUGGCCAAAUCGAUGACUUUGGAGACAAUUGCCACAAAAUAUUGGGAUCUGAACACAAUUCCUCGUCCGAGAUUCUUCGAGUUGCUCGCACUGAACUGCGAAAAUGAGCUUGAACUGGAAAAAUUGAAGGAAUUCGCGUCGCCCGAAGGUCUUGAUGAUCUUUAUUCGUAUGCGAAUCGACCAAAAAGGACCGUUUUGGAGACUCUAGUGGAUUUUCCGCAUGCAUGUUCCAAAUUGAACAUCGAGGUGCUGUUUGAGAUGUUUCAACCCAUCAAGGCAAGGUCAUUUUCGAUAUCUUCGUGCGUUGAAAGCGGAUCGUUGGCACUUUUGGUAGCUGUCGUUGAGUAUCGCACAAUGUUAAAGGCACCGCGGAAGGGUUUCUGCUCAAAUUGGCUGAAGGAUGUCGAGGUAAAUGAUGAAGUGCCUGUCUGGAUUAAACGGGGAACGUUUCGAUUGCCGGAAAAUCGGAACACACCAUUAGUGAUGGUUGGUCCAGGUACGGGACUCGCCCCCUUCUUAAGCAUAUUAUGUGAUCGUAAAAUAAACGGAGAUUCAGGUCCAUUACUUCUCUUCUUCGGUUGUAGAAAUGAGUCCAUGGACUUUCAUUGUCGCGAUCGCCUUCAAGAGUUACAAAAAAGUGGAAUGUUGCAACUAAUUUGUGCCUUUUCUCGUGAUCAAGAGGAUAAAAUGUACGUUCAAAAUCGCAUCCGUGAAAAUGGAGAUUUGCUCCGAAAGUUUCUGCAAAAAGACCAGGGAUACUUUUUUGUCUCUGGCAGCAUGAAACAAAUGCCGCAAUGUGUAAAAGAAGCACUUGAAGAAGUCCUCACGCCGGAUUAUGUCAAAGCAAUGAUCGAUUCGGGACGUUACCAAGAAGAAUGUUGGUAGAUUU